GCCGAAGUGGGCAGUGAUGCCCAUCUAUUCACUCUGAUGAUGCCAAUGUUGUCUGGCCGUUCGUCGCUGGAUUGCAAUAUUUUAGACGUGCGCGAGAAGGAUUUGGAGCUGGCGGCUAAAAUCGGCAAAACGUUGCUGGACAAGAACCGCGAUCUGCAACAGACGAACGAAAUGCUGGAACAGGAGCUGACGCUGGCUACGGACAAGGUCACGCAGUUGAAGCACGACUUGCAACAGAAAGUCAAUUUGCUGCAUUCCGUUACGGACGCCGAGUCCGACUUUUAUUACUCCAGUAAUAAGUAA
Soboliphyme baturini is the source of this 303-nucleotide messenger RNA. NCBI's taxonomy places the organism in Eukaryota, Metazoa, Nematoda, Enoplea, Dioctophymatida, Soboliphymatidae. The record is from the annotation of a GenBank genome assembly.